Schistocerca gregaria is the source of this 3853-nucleotide messenger RNA. RefSeq names its product serine/arginine repetitive matrix protein 1-like. The transcript is spliced from 13 exons. The coding region runs from base 207 to 2189 and encodes 660 amino acids. The record is from RefSeq and is a predicted model, not a curated record. NCBI's taxonomy places the organism in Eukaryota, Metazoa, Arthropoda, Insecta, Orthoptera, Acrididae.
UGACUUCCAUUUCCUUCCGGUUGGGUAUUGGUGAUACGAAGUGCGUUUGGUUCUGAUUUAACGAUUUGUUAAGUGGAAAUUGUCACGGAAGUUGAAGGUUGGCUAAUUAUUAGGGCAUCUCAGAGUGGCAGAAGUGAUUGAAUAAAGUGCUGCAGACAGUAUUGUUGGAUUGUGUUCUGUGCAUUUGAGAACUAAUUGGUGCACUCAUGCCCUCUCGUUCACCGUCACGGCAGCCCAGUGCAAGCACAUCACGUGCUUCACGCCGCUCACCUAGCUCUUUUCGAAGUCGAGGUACAGGUCGCUCAUCUCCAUCCGAAAAACGACGGCGUGUUGAGCCACAGCCAGGAAGCUCCCGUCAUGGGGUAUCUCCACCCACAUCUCGUUCCCGGGAACGUAGGGAGUUCAGACCAUCUCCUGAGCUUGGGCACAGUAGCGAAGUCCCAGAGUUUCCCAUGAGACAUCGGAGUCGCUCUCCACCAAUGCGUGGAUCCAAAGUGCGUUCAUUCUCUCCAGUGCCACCAUCAAAGAGAAAAAUGUCUCCUUCAUCCAAGAGGGAGCGUGUACCUCGAGAUGUAGACAGAGAGCGUUCUGGUCGUAUGCCCUCAAGGAAACGUACUAGGUCAAAGAGUCCUACAGCAGCUAGCGGUUCCCACACAAGUGCAACACGCAUGGUGUCUCCUGCAUAUGCUGAAGAAGUAUCUCCACCACAGUAUGCUGGUCCUUCAGACCCGUACGGUGUUGCAGCUGGUGUAGAUGUGGAACAUGUGACUAGAAAUGUUGGUGAAAGAUUUAGGGGUUCCAGUUCGGGCAAGUAUGAAGAGACUUUUGAAAGACCCGUUUUCCGUGGUCCUGAUGGCUCUGCUGGUUAUGAUAUCAAUGAAUUGAAGAAAGUUGUAAUCAAUAUAAGCCGAGAACUGCCAGUAAACAGGGCACCAGCAGAGCGUGUUGUUAUCAAUCCAGAAGAUGUGGUGUUGGUUCGGCGGCCGGACAUAACCGACUCGUACAGAAACGAUAGAGACCUGAUGCCCCCGCCGCAGGAACAGCACUACCACAGAGGAGAACCAUCGCCAUCCCGAAGAAAUCAGCAGGCGAUGGAGUGGGCUUCUGAAGGAAAUAUGUUCAGCACAAGGAAUGAAAGUGAGGGUUCUCGCCCAAUUUUUGCACGCGAGGAAAUUAUGCAGGCGAGCACAGAACGUGCCAUCAUUCCACCAGUCGAUGAUCACCGUCGAAUUGUGGCAAUUCGUGAUGUGGAUCCACCUCGUAUGUCAGGUUCCCAUUCUCGCUAUGAGCCACCUUCGCCACCUCCACCACCACGUUACUCAGAAGGCCGAUCACGUGACGCAUACUAUGUACCAGAACAUCGUGAGUCUGCAACACCGUUGACAUCACAUCGUGAUUAUGGUCGUACUCAUCGUGACUAUGAUCGUCCUUCUACAUCUGGGUAUGAAAGGGACAGGAGAGAUGAUCGCUAUGAGAGACGCGGCGGUGAUGACUUACGUCACGAGUUAGAUCUCCGCCGACGUGACGACCGCUAUCCCAGUCAUGGGGAGGUAGUGCGCACAUACGAACGUGGACGAGACUAUCGUGGAGAUUCCAGCAGUAGGGACCAUGACCGUGGGGAGCUAAGUCACUCACGUCACCAUCGCCGUGGAAGCAGAGAUCGCAGUGAUGAACGUAUGGAUCGUAUGGAACGUAUGGAACGCAUGGAACGUAUGGAACGUCGGCCGAUGAUGCCUCAGCCUUCUCCACCUGGUAGCAGUGAGCGACGAAGAGGAACAAUGAUUGAAGAUUAUGAUCGUGGUAGACGUGGAGAGAUGCGCCGAAGCCCUAGUCCAUUGCCUCCACCACCUCAUGGAAGUCGCCAUGAGCACCAUUUACCUCCACCGGAGCGUUUUCAUGCUGAACAUCCCCCACCACCAGAACGCUUUCACCCUAUGAAGCCAUGGGAAAUUGAUCCAGAGUAUGUUCCUAAAGGCCGCUCUUACUUUGAACAUGAUAAUCGUGAUGAAAUGAUGCGUCCUCCACAUCGUGGCCGUGGAAUGCCAAAUAUGCGUGGUGGGCCAAUGCGUGGCAGAGGUAUGAUGCGUGGUCGUCCAUUUUCAAGAGGCCCGAUGCGUGGAUUCAUGGGUGGACGAGCUACUGGUCGACGAGGAUCUUAUGUACCACGAGGCUUUUACAGUAUGUACUGAUGUCGGGCCCCCGCGGUCCCCCGAGCUCGCCCGGCCAUCGGGGGUCGUGGCAAGUCUGUUAAGGAGCAGACUCCAAAGUCAGAUGAUUAAAUAGCUUUUUUUUGUAUUACGACAUGGACAGUCCAAAUUUUAGUAUUUGACCCAGUAAUGUGCUUUGUUGGUCAGAUUUCAAUUUGAAAAAGAGGAGGACAUAACAGCUUCAUCAUUUUACAAGAGAAGAGUCAUCAAUAGUUGCUGUUCUGUGGCCAUGUCUCAGUUUGUGAGUAUUUAUGCCAGCCUGGUGGUUACAGUUAUCUGGCAUAAUGCAGUGUCCUUCUUGCCGAGGUACACAGAUUUUUCAGUUUGGCAUUUACAUCAACAGUUCCAGUUUCUUCUAUAGUGUCUUUCUCGCUGCAUUCGGAUAGAUACAAGAGGCACAAGGUAAUAAUUAAAAUGACGUUUCAGUAUGCAUGUGUGUGUGUGUGUGAAUGCAUGCAUUUAUAUAGAAAGUCUUGGUCUGAAUGAGGGCUGAAGUGUGGCACCUUGCUCUGCUUACAGGAUUUAAGCGGAGCUCACCACAUUGGGAGCACGAUCUGUUUGACAACGCCGAAAAUGGCAACGGCAAGAACAGCUCAAGAAAAUGACAUUAGAAAGCUUUGCCACCUGCCGCGAGUUGAACGUCAUGGGCAUAAAAUAAUGGUGUCAUUGCAUGUGAUACCUAAAUUAGUGAAUCUGUAUGGAGGCUGUGUGCCUACUUGUCAUCUGGUGCAGUUAACGUAUCCCUUAAGGAGCUUUGUAUGUUUUAUGGUAAUUGUGAACAUCUGAAACAUAGAAUAGUUUGGCGAUUGUCAGACAUAUGGUGCUCCUGUAAGCAGUGUAUGACGUUUAAUUGUAUAUUUAAAAAGAAAAUGUUAUUUGAAAGUUGUUCCACCCCCUUCAUAGACUGCUUGUGUGUUUGUGCUUUCGAGUGGCAGAAAAAGAUGGUUUUGAGGUAUGGAUGUUGCUGUGACCAUGUUUCAUAUAUUGAUGUAUUCCUAUGCAAACAAAAUACAUGUAUUUUUCUGUCUAAAACCAAGUUAGUACUUUAUUUGUAUAUACGUGUGUGUGUGUGUGUGUGUGUGUGUGUGUGUGUGUGUGUAAAGGGGGGGGGGCAGAGAGAGAGAGAGAGAGAGAGAGAGAGAGAGAGAGAGUUAAAUGUUCUGCUAUUAUCUUACCGUACAAUUUUUAUUUGAUGUAAAGUAGAAUUUUCCUUUAAUAAGAAGGAAAUAUUUCUGUUCAAAUAUUAUCUGUGCUAAAUGUGAAAUAUUUUCUGUGGAAAUCAGAAAAAGGUGUUUAUAUAAUACAUGUAUUUUACUGUUUACUGUGCUUAAUAGUUUGGUGUUGUAGUGCAGUAAUUGUAUCUGUAAUGAUCCUUUCAUUUCCAUAUGAUUAUCCAACUGCUGGAAAAUAUGUAUAUAUAAUAAUCACUUGUAUUAUGUUCCUGUUAUUCUCACAUUUCAGUGACUCUUAUAAAUUUAUUUUAGGCAGUUACUUCUGCAUUCUGGUAUUGUUUUUAGUGUUCAGUAUUCCAUUGCAGGAAUAUAAUUUCUUUUUUGUUGUUAAGAACUAAUUUUGUAUAAAUACCAUUGUCAAUUCAUAUGUAAGAGAGUCACUUAAAUAAUAAAGAACUUCUGUUUGUAAUUCGA